Schistosoma rodhaini is the source of this 7954-nucleotide messenger RNA. The record is from the annotation of a GenBank genome assembly. Lineage: Eukaryota; Metazoa; Platyhelminthes; Trematoda; Strigeidida; Schistosomatidae.
GUGAUUUGUGGCGCGUCCAUCCUAGUUUUUAAAUCGAAGUGUCUUGUCGAUGGCGCAUUUUUACCACGUGACUACCCAGCGUCCUACUGCUGUGGUAAAAACGUGUACAGGCCAUUUUACUAGUCCAAAUGAUCUCAAUUUACUGAUAUGCAAAAACACAUAUGUUGAAGUUUUCGAAGUUACAUGUGAAGGCUUGAAAUUGAUUCGAGAUGUGCCUAUUAAUGCUAAAAUCGUUGCUGCUAGUCUGUUUAGACGAAAAGAUCGUGAAACAGACUCGUUAUUUUUACUCACUCACAAAGCUGGCGUCGCUAUCAUUGAGUGUGUACGAAACAAUGAUUCAGUGGAGUUUGUCACUGUCGCCUCUGGAAGUGUAGAAGAUAGAAGUGCACGAAUAAUCGACCAGGGUUUCGACGUUUUAAUCGACCCUGGUGCCAACUAUAUUGUUGUGCGACUAUAUCAUGGGCUUUUGAAAAUUAUAUUACUUCAGUGUAUUGGCGAAAAAAUAGGCACUGAUUUUAUAGAUACAAAUCAGUGGACUGUAAAUACAUACAGCGUGAGAAUAGAGGAGGGUAACAUUGUUGAUAUGGCCUUCAUAUAUGGCUAUAGUUUACCAACAUUUGCUAUGAUUUAUGAAGAUGAGCUUGUGUUGCAUAUGAAGACUUAUGAAAUAUAUGGACGGGAGCCCGUACUUCGCAAUGUUCAACUGACCUUAGAUUCUAUAGAACCGGAUUCUAAACUUCUUAUUCCAGUUCCGAAACCUUAUGGAGGCGUUAUUUUAGUCGGCGACAAUAUUAUAUGUUAUCAUACCAAAGACGGACCCCAUAUAUCUCAAUACAUUCCACAAGCAAAGGCCAGCCAAGUAUUGUGUUACGCUGCUGUCGAUGCACAACGUUAUUUGCUAGGUGAUAUGGCUGGACGCUUGUACAUGGUACAUUUACUCUCCGAAGAUAUUUCUGCUGCCACGAACAAUGGUACAAGUAACUCUGAUAGUCUUUCAGCAGUUCGAAUUGGUUCUAUCCGAAUUGAACUUCUUGGAGAAACUGCGACACCUGAAUCUAUAGCCUACCUAGACAAUGGAGUUGUGUUUAUUGGCUCAACACUUGGGGACUCACAGCUAAUUCGUUUAAAUCCUGACCCAGAUCCUGAGCGUAAUAGCUAUAUAACUAUUUUAGAAACAUAUACAAAUAUUGGACCGAUAGUUGACAUGGUCUUAUUAGAAACAAAAGGUCAGAAUCAGUUGAUCACUUGCUCAGGAGCUUAUAAAGAAGGAAGUUUACGUGUUAUACGCAAUGGAAUUGGAAUUCACGAACAUGCUACUAUUGAUCAAGAUCUAAUUAAAGGUGCUUGGUGCUUCCCCAUUGAAUCAGAUCGUUUCGAUGAUACAAUUGUAGUAUCUAUGGUUGGUCAGACCCAACUUCUUCACCUUGCCGAUGAUGAUAUUACAGCUCUACACUUGGAAGGUUUUAAGACUGAUGAACAAACUGUUUAUUGUGCCACACUAUCACCUGCUAAUGAUUCACCUAGGCCAGAAUCUUUGAUGAUUGACGAGAAUAAUAAUACGUUAGAUCCUUUACUGUUACAAGCAACAACAAGUGGCUUACGCCUAAUUGGUAUUCAGUCACUUUGUAGCAAAGGUUGUUUAACAGAAUGGAAACCACCAACUGGACGUGGAAUCUCUUGUCUUAGCUCAUUUUGUCAUACUAUUGUUGUAGCAAGUGGAACAGAAUUGUAUGUUUUAAAAGUAGUUGGAGAAUCGAAUAAUCCAAAAUUUGAACAAGUCUCACAUAGACAAAUGUCUCAUGAAGUGGCUUGUAUUGAUCUAACUCCCUUUAAUCGUGAUCGUGCAAUCGCAGCUAUUAAUGCAGUUUCAUCAAAUCAUCUAGAUUCAACUUCAUCUUCUACUCUUGAUAAAUCUGUACCAUAUUUAGUUGCAGUCGGUUUAUGGUUAGGACAUGGUCUCGCUUUACUUAAACUUCCUAAUUUAGAACUUGUCCAUGAAGAACCCUUACCGGAGACAACAGCAUCAACUGGCACAGCCCUAUUACCACGUUCUGUAUUGAUUGCUCAGUUGGAGGAUAUAGCUUAUUUGUUUGCUGCAAUGGGUGAUGGUACUCUAUACUUUUAUACAAUUGAUCCUUCAGAAGAUCAUGUUUGUUUACGUGAUCCCAAGCGUGUCAGUGCAGGCACUGGACCUUCAAUGUUUCUUAGACAAUGGCGUUCACAACGUAAAGUGAACGUAUUUGUUUGCUCAAAUCAUCCUUGUGUAAUAUAUUCAAUUAAAAAUAAAUUAAUAUUUGCCAAUUUGAACUUGAAAGAAGUGAAUUUUAUGACUCCAUUAAAUGGAUUAUUUUAUAGUGACUGCAUUGCACUGGUUACUCCAACAGCACUCAUCAUUGGAUCAGUGGAUGAAAUUCAAAAACUCCACGUAAGAACUCUGCCUUUAGAGGAAACACCGAAACGUCUUGCAUUACAGUCAGAAACCAGCAGCUUAGGUGUUAUUACAUAUCGUCAAGAAAUGUUUCAAGAAGGUAUGGGAUUCAAACCUGUUCGUUCAUCGAUAUCUCUAUCACAAAAAAUUCCCAAAUCAGCUAGCCGACUUCCAAAGACUGCACCAUCUUCUGUCUCUGCUACUGAACGAAAGUUCCGUGAAAUUGAAGUUUCAUCUCUGCUUAUAUUCAAUCAAUCUAAUUUGGAAAUUCAAUUUGCUCAUAAUUUUUACUUCAGUCAAACACUAGUUGAAGUAGCUGUCAGUAUAGCUUCUGUUCAAUCUGAUAUUCAUAAUGGACCAUUGUUUGCUGUAGGCACUGCUUUCCUUGUAGAAGAUGAAGUUGAACCAUCUAAAGGACGAAUUCAUUUAUUCCGUUGGGAUCCUGAAUCUUCUAGAUUGGACACAGUUCUAGUACAUGAUGUAAAUGGUUCUGUUUAUCGAAUAGUGGAUUUUAAUGGUCGUCUACUAGCUGCUAUCAAUAGUUCAGUACGACUUUUUGAUAUUAAAGAAGAUUCUUUACGAUUAGCUUGUAGUUUCAAUGAGAAUAUCAUCGUGCUUUUUCUUCGUCGUAAAGGUGAUUUUGUUCUUGUCGGUGAUUUAAUGCGUUCAUUAACAUUGUUACUAUUCAAAUCAAAUGUGAAUAACUUUGAAGCUAUUGGACGACAUCGUCAUCCUCGUUGGACAACAUGUAUUGAAAUCCUUGACGAUGAACAUUUUCUUGCUGCAGAAGUAGAAAAUAAUCUUUUCGUCGUUUCAAGGGAUCUACCAGAAAAUACUAAAGAACCAAGUUUUCGUGCUUUAUUAUCAUCAUCGAGUGACUCAUGCGUUUUACCAUCAUUAUCCAAUCAACUACAAUCCAAUAAUGCUUCAUCAUCAAAGACCACCGGAUUAUCAACUCAACCUGAUAAUACUACUAAUGAUAAUAUUGCUGCCUCUAGCACUAGUUCUAAUACAACUUCUAUGAGUUCAAUAUCAUCAGUAGCAGAGGGUCGAAGUAGUAGUACACAAUCAACUCGUCAUUUCCUUGAUUCUCGUCUAACUGGCAGUAAACCAAAUUCUAGUGGUGUAUCUGGUGAAAUGCAACGUCUAGUUGAUUGUGCUUAUUUUCAUACAGGAGAUUUUGUCAAUGUCUUUGUACGUGGUAAGUAUUUUUUUAUUAUGCAACAUUUUACCAAUCCAAUUGAUUCAUUACUCAACUUUCAAUUAUGAAGUGAAAUGGUUUUCACAACCAAGUAGCAUUUUUAUUAAUCUGAAACCUAUUAUGGCAACAUGUACUAAAUUAACCAGUUGUACUUUCAAAAAGAAAUUCAUUAGUUGGACCUACUUUUCCCUUACCUGAUUGAGUAAUGCUACAAUGUGUUUUACCAGUUAAACUUUUGAUUUCAGGUUACUUUUCAACAUCUAUUAAUUUCUCAGUCUUUCUGGGUCAUUCGAAGUGUACAUAUAUUGUGUCAUUUUUUGUCGGAUUAGUGGCCUAAUAAUCAUUGCAUUAUUUUCGGAUGUCAGAACUGUUUUGCUGAACUGAAAUCAUCUCUAAAGUUGUAUGAUAGACGACAUACACUUCUUAAUUUUAUGAAUAUAUUGAAAAUCCUGGUACAAAACACCUCAGAGUAAUAGGACAUACUGUUUUGGUAAAAUAAAAACCAAUAGUUUAAGUUAGUCUGCACCACAUUUGGCACGAUCUUAAUUUCAUUGUGCUGAUGAUGAAAUCUUAACCGAUUUCUGUUGUAACCCAGGCUUCAUCCCAACUUUAAUCAUCAAUACAUUAAUAAUCAUGUUAUGUCAAUCAAAGUGAUUACUAAUUAAUUUGAUAAUCUUUAUAAAUAUGGCAAUGUAGAUUAUUUGUAUUAUUUCCGUUAACAUUCAUAUCUGUUAUUAGACAUUGAAAAUUAAAUUAUCCCGACAACUGAACUCAUGUAUUAUUCUAGUGUUUCGCUAGAGGAACAUUUUCGAGGUACUCAUCAAAAUGUCACUUGAAUUACAAAGUUUAAAUAUGUAUUGAAUCAUCUUCAUUAAUUGUUUAUAUUAUCUAGGAAUGAGUAAAAAUCUCUAGUUCUUAUCACUUGAAGCUAUUCUCCUUUAGCUUGCCUGAAUCAUAUUUGGUACCUCUGUUGUCCCCAUUGAGAGUUUCUGCCAGCAAGUAAUUGUUGUAUAUAACUGAACUGACCAAUUUAAUUUUGUAAAUUAAACAUGGAGUAACUCGUGUCGUAUAGCUGUUUCGGUUUGGGAACCCGGGCAGUAUUAUAGCCCACACAAAUCAAAUAACUUGUGUGGCACAUAUGUAUUAGGUACCCUUUUGUAGCAAUAUUUAUUUGUUCAAAUAAAUAAUAUAAUAAUAAAUGAAUCAAAAGAUAUACUUACUGUAGCUCGAAAUGAUGGAAGCUGGAUUUGAAGCUUACUGGAGGUAUCAAUACAGAUUCAGGUUUGUGUAAAUAGUAAAUCAUCGCAAACUUCGUCGCCACGUUCCAAUAAACAGUAUAAAAUCAUGUAAGACAUGCACUGUGGCUUGGAUUACUUUGAAUACUACAGAGAUUUAUGUUGUUAUAAUAUGACUACCUGCAUAACUUUUUAUUUGUGAAACCGUAAUGCGAAUUAAGUUUGAAAAUAUCUGCAAUAAUUUUUAACUACGUACGUUUUUUUAAAGGUAAUCUUGUGCUUCAGAAUGCUGAAGAACGUUGGACUGCUGUUAGUUAUCCUGGUCACCUUUACGGUACUGUUAACGGGGGUUUAGGGCUUCUUGUUCAAGUUUCUCCAGUUUUAUUUGCGUUUUUGAAAGAAGUCGAGUUUCGUUUAUCAAAUCUAGUUGUACCUGUUGGUGGAUUUUCACAUGAUACAUGGAGAGCUUUUAAAGCUGAUCGCGAAAUUAAGAUGGCGCAUAAUUUCGUAGAUGGUGAUCUCAUUGAAACAGUUACAGAUUUAAGCAUGGACGACAAGGCUAAAUUAGUCAAAGGUUUACGAAUACCGGUAUGUAACAUUCUUUUGGUUUGAUCAUUACAAUUUAUAUAAUUAUCAACACUAUUAUUUCAGUUACUUACUUACGCCCGUUACCCCUCAUGGAGGAGCAUAGGCAAACCAUCAGCAUUCUCUAUCCAACUUUAUCCUGGACAAUCCUUUCCAGUUACUAUUCGUCCCUCUGAUGUUUGCUUCCGAUUCCUGAUGUAGCGUGUUCUUUGGCCUUCCUCUUUUCCGUUUCCCUUCAGGAUUCCAAUUUAGGGCUUGCCUCGUGAUGCAGUUUGGUAAUUUCCCUCAAUAUAUUGUCCUAUCCACUUCCAACAUCUUUUCCUAAUCUCCUUUUCAACUGGAAGCUGAUUUGCUCUCACCCAUAAUAGGCUGUUGAUGAUGGUACAUGGACAUUCAGUAUCUUGUGUAGACAACUGUUUAUAAAUACUUGUAUCUUUUUGAUGCUGGUUUUGGUAGUUCUGGAAGUUUCAGCUCCGUACAUUAGGAAUGCCUUGACAUUCGUAUGGAAGAUUGUGACUUUGUUGUUUGGUUUAUAAACAGUUAUUUUGAGUUCCAUACGUUCUUGAGGUGUAGGAAUACAACCCUUACCUUUACUUGUGCAUCAGAUCCUCCUCGUUCGUCGAUGAUGCUGCUCGGGUAUGUGGAAGUUCCUACACCUUCCAGAGUUUCUCCAUCAAGUGUGAUUGGGUUGGUGUUCUUCAUGUUGUACUUGAGGAUCUGGGUUUUCCCUUUGUGUAUGUUGAUGUAUACUGCUGUAGAGAUUGUUGUUGCACUGUUCGUCUUGACCUGCAUUUGUUGGUGUGUAUGGGAUAGAAUAAUUAGGUUAUCUGCCAAGUCGAAAUCGUCUAUUUGCAUAUAAGUUGUCUAUUGUAUUCCGUACUUAUCGUGAAAUGGAGAGGUAUUCGUAACCCAGUCAAUGACCAGAAGAUAUAGAAAGAGUAAACAGUCUUGUUUGACUCCGGUCUUCACUUGGAAUGUAUCUGUGAUCUGUCCUCCAUGUACGACUUUGCAGUAUAGUCCGUUGUAUGGAAUCCGUAUUACUUCAGUGGACCUUUAUAUAAUUAGUGAAUUGCGUGUUGCUUCACUGAAGUGUUUCGACGUUGUCGUCGGCACUAGCAGCGUGACACUUUUUUAGACCUGGUUUGAUUUAUAUCAGCGCUAUUCUUCUGUGUUACUUUUUGUGCGAAAUUCAAUUACACUUUUUUGAGUACUACUACCACCGAUCUCAACUCUCAGUACAAACUGUUGUAGGUCGGAACAAAGGUAGAAGGGUCGAAGAGAGGUUUUAUCAAAAACUUGUGCUCUUCUGAGUCGUUGACGACCAACCAAAUCAAAUCUAAACUAGGCGUGCAGAAACAAUGGUUCUAACCUCUCAUCCUUCCUUGGUCCGAACUCCCUUUUGCGAAAGGAAAACUAUUUCAAUCUUUAACAUCAAGGUCCAGGUGAAUAUGCUCAGAAGACAUCACUGACAAAGAACUAUCCAACCUCCCACGUAUACUCACCAAUAAUGAGUGUCCAUCCACAAUUGUUGAGCGAAACACGAGACAUACCACAAUCUGCAAGACCUCAUGGAGUUCCUAACAAAUCAUUAACUGUUGUUUUGAAUCAUGUUGGCAGGAGCAGACUGCCGGUCGAGAUCGAUCAGGAACCUAUGUAAGUGACCAUGACUGGGAGAUUUCUACGCCUUUGAACCUUACAUACUGUUUGGGUUUUAGACAGUGUGUGAAUCUGCUUGGCAUUGGCAGACAUAUCAACCUCAAUCCGUUAGACGGUAUUGUGGGCCAAAUAUAGCAGCCAGAACAAACAUGUAGAAAUAAGGGACGCAAGCAUGUGGGAAUUAUACCAAAAACUCCCGGUAGAAACAGCAAGCCUAUCUGUUAAGAGUCAUUUCUCCUAGCGUAUAUGGAGGAGUCAAUGUAAUUGUUCUUGGGAAUGAAAUAGGAAUCCUUUAUAAUGGGAUGUAUUUAUGCGUGGGACGAAUUCGUUAUGCUGUCUAUUUACCUUCGAGGCUAAUAAGCAGAAUCUGAAUGUUAUUGUUGUUUGCAUUUUUUUAAGCGAAAUUUCGUAUUUUGCAGGUAAACAUGAAUGAAUUCGGAACUGCUGGUUCAACGUGUACUACUGAUCCUGAAACACGAGAGUGUACUGUGGAAGAUUUAGUCAAAGUUGUCGAAGAAAUGUCACGUCUUCAUUAGUAACCAAUGUGUAGCAAAGAAAUCAUACUGAAUAUUUAUAUCGAUUUAUUUAUAUUGAUGCAAUUGUUACCAUUCAUUGUCUUUACUUUUGCCUUUGAUGAUGAGAUCCGCUAGAUAUUUUUCCACCUAAUUAUCCCAAACAUUUUAAUUCUGUACAUGUUUCCUCUUUAAUAAUGCACUCUUUCAUUUGAUGUAACGCUCAUAUAAAUAUACUAAGAUAAAGUUUGUCAAAAUUUUGUCCCAUCCUUCACUACAUUGUUGGUGUUAGGAUACUGCUUAUAUUUCUUUAAAAAUCAAAUAUAUUGUUUACACC